This is a messenger RNA of Trichomonas vaginalis G3, 1674 nucleotides long. RefSeq lists its product as uncharacterized. The transcript has a single exon. The record is from RefSeq and is a predicted model, not a curated record. NCBI's taxonomy places the organism in Eukaryota, Parabasalia, Trichomonadida, Trichomonadidae. The coding region runs from base 1 to 1674 and encodes 557 amino acids.
AUGAAAAAGGUAAAUGUUGUUAUUAAGUUAGGAAAUUUUAAUACCAUAGUGUACCCUGUUAUAGAACACAAAAAUGUGCAAGUAAUGUCAGCUCCAAAUACAAAAAAUUAUCCAACUGUUGUUACAUUUAAAGAAAUGACUCCUCACAAAAAUGAUUUCUACCCAUUAUGUGGCGAUUUAGCAAAUUCUUCCGGAUUUCCUUAUGAAAAGUAUGCUGCUCGCAACAUUAUCCAAUUAUUAAACGACAAUUUAGCAUUUCCAUUUCAAACAGACUACAAACCUAUGGAAGCCAUGACUUUCUUUUUGAAAUAUAUAUUGGAAGAAAUCAGAAGGGAAUAUCGCUGCAAUAAACAGUAUACCUUUGUUCUUGACGAAAUAAGCACAGUUGCUAGAGAAAGAAUCAUAAAAUGCAUAUCAUACUUACGGAAAUAUCGUUCAGUCAGAUAUAUUGAUUCCAAAAUUGGAAUAUCUUAUUAUUUCUUAUCCCACUUUGAAUUUGGACCUGAGAGAUUCAAAGGAAUAUUCAUUGAUAGCGGUGCCACAUCUACUACGGCUAUAGUCACAACGUACCAAAAUAAACAGAUUAUUGAGUGCACAACAAGAGAAGUAGACUUUGGCGGAGACAUAGUUUCGAAGUACAUUAUACAGAAAGUCAUCGACAAAAUGAAAGAAGUCCGUUCUCCAGCUCUCAAUGAAUUUAUUAAGAAAUAUCACGAUAAUGACAAAUCUACAGUCCAAAUCUUCAUGAAUGCGGCAAACAAAACGAAGCAGGGCAUGUUAUCCAAUCAAAGCUGCAUUUUUGAUGACAAUUGCAUCAAUGUUGAAAAUGCAAAGACGAUUUUAACUCCUGACGAUUUAUACAAGCCAAAAGAAUGGUCCGACAUGUUAGGAAAACUCGAUCCUCUCUUUGAUUUUAUCAAAGAAAACAUUACCGACAAAGAUGUUAUCAAAUGCUUCGAAUUCAUUGGAGGAAACAGUUUAUGCAAACCUAUUGAAGAUCAUGUCAUUAAUAAGAUUGAAAAAGAUUUUCAUCAGAAGAAAACAUCAUAUUUGAACACAUUUGAUUCAUCUGUUUUAGGAGUUGCAGAAAUUAUCAAAAAUGAAGACAAAUUCAUCGAAGAAUCCUCCAAACUCAAUGAAACACUGUUCAUGAGAUACAAUCAAAACAAAUUUGAUUUGGAUAGCAUUGAUACUUAUUUAAAUGCAUUGCAAGGUAUUGAGAGAACAAUCAAAAGAAUGAAUUUUAAGUUCUCUAAGAUCGAUAAAAGUCUUAAGAUCGAAAUCGAUGAUGAUUUGAUAGAUGAAUUCGGAGACUUCGAAGAUGAAGAUCCACAAAACGCAAAAAAGGAAUAUGACAAACUUUGUUCGGAAAUGAAAAACCAAUUAGAUGAAUUAUUUAAGAAACUGGACACAUUUUAUGGAAUUGAUGAAUAUUUGAUGCUGGAAGAUCCAGGAAGAUUAGAUGAAUUCAUCAUUGGUCAUGGACUUAUUAAUGAGAGUUUGUCAAUUGCAGCAAAUGAAAGAGUUACGGAUUCAAAAACAAUUAUUCAAUAUAAAAUCAAAUAUUCAGGCGUUGAAAACAACAACAAGAAUAAGAAAUCAUUUGAUCAACCAGAGAAACAUUCUUCUCCAAGAAAAACAACAUAUAGACAUAAAAGAACAAAACCAAAAUAA